This is a messenger RNA of Grammomys surdaster, 3080 nucleotides long. RefSeq names its product growth factor receptor-bound protein 10. The transcript has 17 exons. The record is from RefSeq and is a predicted model, not a curated record. Gene Ontology annotation, molecular function: insulin receptor binding. Lineage: Eukaryota; Metazoa; Chordata; Mammalia; Rodentia; Muridae. Bases 270 to 2072 code for a protein of 600 amino acids. Gene Ontology annotation, biological process: negative regulation of Wnt signaling pathway; negative regulation of insulin receptor signaling pathway; insulin receptor signaling pathway.
UUCGCGUUCCGAGACCCACGGGAGCACGAACUUUCCGCGCACCGUCUCGCGCACGCACGGCGACUGGGACCGUCCAGUGUCCGUCUUUUCCUUCGGGUUUUCUCCGCAGAGACUCGUGCAACGUGUGGCCAGCGGCCACGCGGAGGCGACGAGGAGCUGCACGUCAGGACAAAGUGGGGCAGUCAACGUCCAAAUCCGAAAACCUAGCUAAGUCUGGGUUUUCGCCACAACCAAGAAGCCAACCAGAGCAUGGUCUUGGGCUUCGAGUGAUGAACAACGAUAAUAACUCAUCCGUGGAAAGCCUUAACUCAGCUUGCAACAUGCAGUCUGAUACUGAUACUGCGCCACUUCUUGAGAAUGGCCAGGAUGCCAGCAACCAGGGAGCAGCGGCUGCCAGCUCCCGGGGACAGCCACAGGCGUCCCCAAGGCAGAAAAUGCAACGCUCGCAGCCUGUGCACAUUCUUCCUCUCAGGCGCCUUCAGGAGGAAGACCCGCAGCUCAGAACUUCAUCUCUUCCGGCCAUCCCCAACCCGUUUCCGGAGCUCACUGGUGGGGCCCCUGGGGGAUCUCCUUCGGUUGCUCCUAGCUCCUUGCCUCCACCUCCGAGCCAGCCUCCUGCCAAGCAUUUCCCUCCAGGCUUUCAGCUGUCGAAACUCACCCGUCCCGGUCUGUGGACAAAGACCACUGCGAGAUUUUCAAAGAGGCAACCUAAGAACCAGUGUCCAACCGACACUGUGAAUCCAGUGGCACGGAUGCCCACUUCACAGAUGGAGAAGCUGAGGCUCAGAAAGGAUGUCAAGGUCUUUAGUGAAGAUGGGACGAGCAAAGUGGUGGAGAUUCUAACCGACAUGACAGCCAGGGACCUGUGCCAGCUUCUGGUUUACAAAAGUCACUGUGUGGAUGACAACAGCUGGACUCUGGUGGAGCACCACCCACAACUGGGAUUAGAGAGGUGCCUGGAGGACCAUGAGAUUGUGGUCCAAGUGGAGAGCACCAUGCCAAGUGAGAGUAAAUUCUUAUUCAGAAAGAACUAUGCCAAGUACGAGUUCUUUAAGAAUCCAGUGAACUUCUUCCCGGAUCAGAUGGUCACUUGGUGCCAACAAUCCAACGGUGGCCAGGCGCAGCUUCUGCAGAAUUUUCUGAACUCCAGCAGCUGCCCUGAGAUCCAGGGCUUCUUGCAGGUGAAGGAGGUAGGACGUAAGUCCUGGAAGAAGCUGUAUGUGUGCCUGCGCAGAUCUGGCCUCUAUUACUCCACCAAGGGGACUUCAAAAGAACCCAGACACCUGCAGCUGCUGGCUGACCUGGAAGAAAGCAGCAUCUUCUACCUGAUUGCUGGAAAGAAGCAGUACAACGCACCCAAUGAACAUGGGAUGUGCAUCAAGCCAAACAAAGCGAAGACUGAGAUGAAGGAGCUUCGUCUGCUCUGUGCCGAAGAUGAGCAGAUCCGUACUUGCUGGAUGACAGCCUUCAGACUCCUCAAGUAUGGAAUGCUCCUGUACCAAAACUAUCGCAUCCCGCAGCAGAGGAAGGGUCUGCCCCCUCCUUUCAAUGCACCUAUGCGCAGCGUUUCUGAGAAUUCUCUUGUGGCCAUGGAUUUUUCUGGACAAGUUGGAAGAGUGAUUGAUAAUCCGGCUGAAGCCCAGAGUGCUGCCCUGGAAGAGGGCCAUGCCUGGCGUAAGCGAAGCACUCGCAUGAAUGUCCUAAGCAGCCAAAGCCCUCUUCAUCCUUCGACUCUGAAUUCAGUGAUUCACAGGACUCAGCAUUGGUUCCAUGGACGUAUCUCCCGCGAGGAGUCUCACAGGAUCAUCAAGCAACAAGGUCUCGUGGACGGGCUGUUCCUUCUUCGUGACAGCCAGAGUAAUCCAAAGGCGUUCGUACUGACACUGUGCCAUCACCAGAAGAUUAAAAACUUCCAGAUCUUGCCUUGUGAGGAUGAUGGGCAGACCUUCUUCACUCUGGAUGAUGGGAACACCAAGUUCUCCGAUCUGAUCCAGCUGGUCGACUUCUACCAGCUCAACAAAGGUGUUCUGCCCUGCAAGCUGAAGCACCACUGCAUCCGCGUGGCCUUGUGACCUCCCUACCCGCUCACUCACAGAGGCUGGAGGCAGCAACACUGGAACGGAGAAGAGAGGCCUGCAUGAGGGUGAGAACACACAACACCUACUCCCACCCAAGGACUCAGAACAACAUGGCUUUUUGAUCGGUACCAACCGACCUACAUCAAUUAGUUAUUGGACUUCACAAAGAUUUGCCGUUUCGGAUCAAGCAGGACCACCUCCCUCUGCGUCAGCCAUUUAAAAUUGGGGGAGGGAAGAGAUCCAGUGCAAGUGUGGGAAGAAACUGGAAUGACGAUUUUGAUUAGGCCACGUAGGGUGAAAACCGCAGAGAAAAUGAUUGGAAAUGAACUCUUGCCCUGGAAUAACCUUGACAAUUCAAAACGCGAUGUUUACUUUUUGUAUUGAUCACUUUUUUGCACUCCUUCUUCGUUGUCAAUGUUGUACUCGGCCUAUGGUAGGAGAGGAUGCUGUGGCUUUGCAACCCAGAUGAGACAAAGAGUUUUUGAAUUGGCAGGCUUCGGCCUACAAAUGGCUCCCCAAAGUUUUCUAGAUGGCAUCCUGCUCUCUGCAGGCUGCAACAGUGUGGGUUUGGCUCCUACAUUAUAGACACCCCAGUCCUCCCCAUUAUACUUGAAAAGCGCUUUUUUUUUUUAAACAAAAAAUAAUAAAAUAAAAGGUGUCAUCCGCAGAUGACACCAAGCAUGUUUUGUGGACGCAAUCAAGCUGCCACAGUCUGGUCAUCGUUGUUGUUGUGCUGACGUCUGGUCAUUUAUUAUUAGUGUGUCUCGUUCUCCACAGUGCCGGAGACCUCAUAACUUUGGAAAACUCACUGUUCCCAGCACAGCACAGCUGCAUGACCUCAGCUUCAGACUGAUGUCAGCCAGCCUUCUUGGAACACAUUGGUAUUCAUUGUGGAUGCCACACAGUCCAUCUGGGGUGCCCUGUGCCUCCCAUUUUCACAGCCGCCCACUGUUGUAGAAUAAUCGCUGCCUUUACCCUCUGCAGUAGCCUCAGUCAUUUCAG